AUGGGUGAGUAGUAUGCUCUUACCAAAAUCGCUUUGGCCUUGGCCGUUCAGUCCGGGCAAUGUUCAUUCGCACUAUGAACCAAGAGGGUUGCCACGAGGGUAAAAGUGUUCUUACGAAAGUCCAAUCAGAGGCACUGCGAGUGCGCAGUGUGGAUUUCUUGCUGAGACGAGGAGCAGUACUGCUGAGUCGAUCUCGCACUAGAGAGAAGGCAACACGCAUCCCUUAUCUUGGCCAAUAUCUGCUGCGCGAUUCGUGAGAACGUGGGCGCCGAUCCGUCUGCGCCACCACAUUUGGAACCGCUACCUUUCAUUCAGUGGUAACACCUGGCACACGUGCGAUCCUUCGGUUGGCCAAGUUGUUUCGAAUUGUCGCAUGGCUCGUCAGGUGAUUCACGUGGACCGAUUCAGAUUGGAAUUGCAUUGCACGGACACUUUGCCUUCGAAUCACCAUUGCCCGUUCAGCUAAACCCCGACAGCUUACCUGUUCUUGUCCCAACCUUCACUAGCUGCUACCGGAUCAGAAAGACAACAGCACGCAGCUGUGCUUGCAGCGCUAUCUGACGUGGUCACUGUCGACAACAGCGACCCAGCAUCUACCCACGCACGAGCUGCUGACGGCAGUGGCGCUUAUUACGCUGGAGCUUCACCAAUGACGACCGCAUCUGCCCCUCCCGGGGUUCCUACCAAGGACAGCUACGAUCCUUUGGCUUCUGCCCCGCCCACAGCUCCACCUAAAAGCGGAGGCAUGGGAGCGAGAUUUGCGAACGCCUUCAGGCGCCAAACCACCGAGGAGAAGGAGGCAAAGCGCCGUGAGAAAGAGAAGCGCAUGCGCGAAGAGAUGAGCAAGCACGAGAGCAAGUCUUCCCGCAUGGACGUCAUUGAUCGCUUGGAUUCCACCGGUCUGUAUGGAGCUAGCUGUGAGUGCCAUCCGCUGAAGAGCAUGCAACAUACGCACGGCAUUCUGAGCGUUGGAGUCAUCUCCUGGUGAUCUGUCGACUGAAUUUGCUUCUCAUCCUAAUCCGUCCAUAGUGUUCCAUCACGACAGCCCCUACGACGCUUGCACCCCGCAUGCCAACCGUCAUGCUCGUAGGGCACCUGUUGGCGCUUUUGAUCCAAACAUUGACCCUGUUACUGGCAAACCAGUGGUUCGGGGCGGGGGUCAGGCAGCUUCUUCGCGUCCCAACGCCAACGGGAAGCAAGGCAACCUUUCUGAAUUCGCUCAAGGCACUCUUCGAAAGCUCAGUCAGAACGACAGCUUCAAUGAUCACGACACACGCGUGGUACCGGCUUUGUACGCGGGUGGCAAUAAUGCCAGCACGCCUACAGCCGAAAGCAUCCCGAGCGGCUCAAGACGCCCCUCUGAUGCGCCAAGCAGUGCUUGGGGAGAUCAAUCGCACGACACUCAUAGCGACGCAGCCAACCCCCACGCUGAGAUUUGGGGUGUAGCCAGCGAGCCAUGGCAAGACUUCGCUUCCCCAGCCGCGAAGGAGAGACAGGCGAAGUCUAGCAAGAAUUCUUCUGGCCUGGCCGUUCCGAGCGGUACAAGCAGCCGUGCAAGCUCUGUGUACGACAUGGAAGCAGUCAUGUCUGGUCGCAAGCCCGGUGAUCUCAAUGACGAUGGUAGUCCCGCAGGUGUCGAUCACGCUGGCGUCAGUCCCUUCCCUGAGCGCGACUGGAGCAAAGUUGGUGGGUCUGAGGCUCCGAAACGAAGCAAGAGCCUCCUCAAGCGCGUCAAGAGCGCACGUCGUGAGUGAAAUCAGCCAAGGCGCACGCCUUUGCGGGAGGCAUCCAAGACGUGGUGCGCAGAGCACGGGCGCAGGUUCCGAGCGUCGCACAUCCCUUUGACAUGCUCGCCACCCUCGCGCUGCUGCAGAGAAUCCUAAUGUCCCACCACCGGAUGCAUCGGACGUCGAGCUGGCUGCCAUGGGCCGUGGCAAUUCUCGAAGAGGAGCUGGGGCUGCCCAUCGUCAUUCGCCAUCGACGCCUCCCAUGGGCGCGGAUGGGACAAGCUACAUGGGAGGGUAUGGCGCCUCGACGCAACGCCAAGCAAGCAACCUUGGUCGACAAGGCACAUUGAGGCCUCGUGGAGCUUACGACAAUCCCGAGGGUGGCAGCAGCUCUUCGGUUAGCCCCGCAGGCACACCCAACAUAGAGAUCGAAGCUUACGGGUCUGCGCCCGAGGCGCCAGGAGGAGAGAUCCAGCCUUCGACUGGGAACCUUGGGCGUCAAGGCUCCAUCUUUGGUCGUCUAGGCAAGUCGAAGGGAUCGCGCCACGGCAAGAGUGGAGCCGCGCCUGAACCCCAGGUGGGCUAUGCGCGCUAG
Messenger RNA from Ceraceosorus bombacis, 2322 nucleotides. The record is from the annotation of a GenBank genome assembly. Lineage: Eukaryota; Fungi; Basidiomycota; Exobasidiomycetes; Ceraceosorales; Ceraceosoraceae.